Pezoporus flaviventris is the source of this 1861-nucleotide messenger RNA. RefSeq names its product RAB5C, member RAS oncogene family (gene RAB5C). The record is from RefSeq and is a predicted model, not a curated record. The coding region runs from base 179 to 829 and encodes 216 amino acids. The transcript has 6 exons. Gene Ontology annotation, molecular function: GTPase activity; GTP binding. Lineage: Eukaryota; Metazoa; Chordata; Aves; Psittaciformes; Psittacidae.
GGAAGGGGUGGGCGGAUCCGGAAGCGGAACGGGUAAAGGCGGAAGUGAGGGCCGGGGCCUGCGAGACUCACCUGCGGCGGGGAGCGGCGCUCCGGGCGUUGCAACCUGCCUCCAGGUGGAUCCCAGCACAGAACCUGCAGCAUCCUUUAACUCUCAGCACCCCUGCGCUUCGGCCACCAUGGCAGGGCGAGGUGGAGCUGCUCGACCGAAUGGCCCAGCAGCUGGGAACAAAAUCUGCCAGUUCAAGCUCGUCCUGCUGGGGGAGUCGGCGGUGGGGAAGUCCAGCCUCGUCCUGCGCUUCGUCAAGGGGCAGUUCCACGAGUACCAGGAGAGCACAAUUGGAGCUGCCUUCCUAACACAGACGGUCUGCUUGGAUGACACAACGGUGAAGUUUGAGAUCUGGGAUACAGCAGGACAGGAGCGGUACCACAGCCUGGCACCCAUGUACUACCGGGGUGCCCAGGCAGCCAUCGUUGUCUACGACAUCACUAACACAGACACAUUUGUACGAGCCAAGAACUGGGUGAAAGAGUUGCAGAGGCAGGCUAGCCCAAAUAUUGUAAUUGCACUAGCAGGAAACAAGGCAGACCUUGCUACCAAGAGAGCUGUGGACUUCCAGGAUGCACAGACGUAUGCAGAUGACAACAGCUUGCUGUUCAUGGAGACGUCUGCGAAGACAGCGAUGAAUGUGAAUGAAAUCUUCAUGGCAAUAGCCAAGAAACUGCCAAAAACCGAACCCCAGACGGCGGCGGGCGGCGCGGGCCGGAACCGGGUGGUUGACCUCCAGGAGAGCAGUCAGCCCAGCAGGAGCCAGUGCUGCAGCAACUGAGCGGGCGGCCCCGCUGCCGGAGCCCUGGAAUGACGUGACUGGAAUCCACGCUAACAAUCGCACUUAACCGUAGAGCGGCCGCUGCCCGUGGCCGCUGUGAUUUCUCCAUCCCUUUCUGAUCAUAGGCUGGAGGGAGUUCUUCCACCUGCACCUUUCUGUACAAAUACUAAUUCAAUUCUAAGUCUUAAGUCACUUUUUUAAUAUAUGAACUUCUGCUCUUCCCUCUUCCUGGUGGUGGUGGAUGCACGACCUGGUGCCUGCCCAGCCCUUCAGUGAGGGGGGGGUCCCGAGGCACCCAGGUCCCACUGUACUGUAGUUCACUAUUGGAAACAAAGGGAUAUUGAGACUAGACAGCCUUGUUUCAGAUCACCUGUAUGUAAAAGCUGAGGCUAAUCCCGGUAUGAUACGCCUAGAACAACCACUAAACUGUAGCAUUAGAGUGACAAACUCUGGCUCUUCAGCCACUUAUUGACCAAAUCAGUGAUGAGUAUUCUGGGGUGGGGCAGAGGGAAGCGAAACUGGUUUCUUCUGUAUUUUGUAUUGUAUGUUUCUUCAUGUAACCAAUCAGUAUCUUGUCAAUAUAGUACAUCCAACGAGCUGCCUGUUGUCUUUCUUUGUGUUGGACUCCAGCAUGCCAACUCCUCUUUUCUAUCUCCGGUUCUGUCACAAUGCACUAAUCCUGUUGCAACUUUUGCAAAAGAAACGAAAAUCUUGUAUAGAAAAUUGUCCUUUUUUUGAUGGUUGUGAUGCCACUGAUGUUGUUAACCCUGCUCUGAAUCCACAGGGGUGACGGCUGUACAGAGGUGGGGUGGGGGAAGCCUCGGAUAACGAUGUAUUGCGAAAGGCUGUAAUUCCACACAGUAUGAAGGGAGGUAUUAAAAUGGCUUCUGUUGCCAGACUCUAACUGAUGUUGGCUGCUGCCUAGUGCCUAAUGCAAUGUCUUAUGCACACUGGUAUUUAAGAGGAACUGUCGACUUAGUCUUCAUCACAAACUUCAGUUUUGUGUGAUUAAAACAAGAUUUUUAUAAACCU